Molecule: messenger RNA, 5494 nt
Organism: Sinocyclocheilus grahami
Lineage: Eukaryota; Metazoa; Chordata; Actinopteri; Cypriniformes; Cyprinidae
Gene: ehmt1b
Product: euchromatic histone-lysine N-methyltransferase 1b
Exons: 27
Coding region: 111-4016 (1301 amino acids)
Biological process (GO): peptidyl-lysine dimethylation; negative regulation of transcription by RNA polymerase II
Cellular component (GO): chromatin; nucleus
Molecular function (GO): histone H3K9 methyltransferase activity; zinc ion binding; p53 binding
Source: RefSeq, a predicted model, not a curated record
ACCUUGACUCAGGAGUGAUUGACAGCUCAAAGCCCAGCCAAUCAAAGCCCUUGUUAUUCAGAUGUUGUUUAGACUGAACCUUUGGGAUAAGCCUCUCAUAUUCCCAAGGGAUGUCUCCAUGUUUUUUUUCCCUUUCUCGCCAGUGUUUGUGUUUUUUUGGCAGUGGCCAUAAUGAUUAUCUGCUAUUUUUAGAAACACCCUCCGGUUUGGCCAAUGGGAAUUCAGGCAAGAGGGAAACCAUGAAGUCCGAGGGGACAAAAGAGUCUCGCAGUGAUCAAGAAGAGGAACGGAUUGAAGAUCACUCGAACGGGCAAGCUGACCCUCUCAGAGAGGCCACUGAGCUGAAUGGGACCUAUGAAAAUAUGGACACAAAGAGAACUGAACAGAACCUGUCUGCACAAGGGUCACCAGCCCGAUCCUCAACCAUGAAGAACGGAUUGUCAGAGACUGAGCUGCCCCAUGGCUCUACAGUGGGCAGUAAUGGAUAUAUUCUAAGCAAACAGCAGGAAAACACAGUGUCAGCCCCACACAGGACUAACUGGUCUCCCAUAGGGGGUUCCACAUUGGGGCAUGGGACUAAAAGCUUGCCAACUUCAGCUUCAACAUUGCGACCACCAGACCAGGGUUCUUCAAACAGUGCUGCAAGCCCAGGACCGAGCCCAACAGAAAGACGAGCGGAAACAGAGACUAAAAACGGCACAGUAUCAAAUACACCCCCACCAACAAUACAUCGCGCACGCAAAACUAUGUCAAGGCCGGCCUCAAACCAGACACUAAAGCUUUUGAAUAGGGAAAAUAAGGAGCCAGUCAUGGUGAAAGAUGACAGUCUAGGCAAACCAGAGACAGUGCAGCCUCAGCCAUCUCCAAUCCAGAAUCAGCUACCUCAAAGCCAAACUGACGCCACAUCUGUACUGAACACCACACCAGCCAAGCCACAAACAGUUGAACCCAGACCUGUCUCUCCCUCAGUAGCAGCCGUGUCAAGGAGGAAGAAAAGAAAGAUGGGAAUGUAUAGUCUUGUGCCCAAGAAGAAAAAUAAAGUUUUGAAACAACGCACAGUUCUGGAGAUGUUUCAGCGUAUGUCCCAGUCUCCACCCAACCCUCAGUCAAAGGAAGCCGUGCAUGUGAAUGGCGAGAGAAUAGAGAAUGAGUCUGAUGAAGAAGAGUCAGAGGACGGAGAAGACACAGAGGAGGAUGAGGAGCUGGUCAGAGAGGAUAGAGCCAAAGCCUCUCGGGAGGGACCCAAGAUAGAUUCAGUCUCUCAGCCUCUUGAAGAAGAACAGGAGUCUGAGGAGUCACCAGAAGGCGAAGGUGAAGAGGAAGGGGAUGAAUCAGACUUGAGUUCAGAGUCCAGUUUGAAAAAGAAAUGGAAAAAGAAAGUCAAGGGGGACCAUGCCUGGCUCCGACCAUCAAGGAAACGCAAGAGGAAAUUGAAAGCGAAAACAGAAGGACUAUCAGGAAUGGAGUCCCAGUCUCUAUCUGAGAGCCAGAGCUCCCCAUCAGCCCCUUCUGACAACAGGAAAGAGUAUAAAGAAGUCCCACUAGACUCCCUCGACCUAGCAGCACAGGAAGCUUUACUGACAUCUCCAAGUACAGCUGUUUCAGGGUCAGUGGAGAGCACAGACACCAACAUGGUGCAGGAACUGCCCCUUUGCAGCUGUCGAAUGGAGAUGCCCAAGAGCCGAGAGAUUCUCACGCUUGCGGACAGGAAGUGUAUGGCGACAGAGAGCAUUGAUGGCCAGCUGAGCCGUUGUCAGAGUGCAGUGCUGAAGCACGAGAUGAUGAGGCCUUCAAACUCUGUCCAACUGCUGGUUCUGUGUGAGGACCAUCGUACGGGCAUGGUCAAACAUCAGUGCUGCCCAGGCUGUGGCUUCUUUUGCAGAGCCGGCGUCUUCAUGGAGUGUCAGCCAGAGGUGAACAUCUCCCACCGGUUUCAUCGAGCCUGUUCCUCGGUGCUCAACGGUCAGAGCUUUUGUCCACACUGUGGAGAGGAGGUCAGCAAGGCGAAAGAGGUCACCAUUGCCAAGGCUGAUACGACGUCUACUGUGCCUCUCACCCACGGCUCCUGCGCGCCCACCACCUCAGAGGGCAAAGCAGACACCACCACUGGAGGGUCCACUCGGCUCUCUAUUCUUGGAGAGGGCAAAGCAGAUAGCACCUUACCCAAACCUCCACGGUCACAGGACACAUCUGUGUCACCGUUGGGCUCCAGAACCGGACCUGUAGGAGCUGGAUCCGGAACCGGACCUCCACCAGGAACCACUAAAGAAACUCUGGAAAGUGUCCUGCUGGCUCUAGAUGCAGAGAAACCCAAGAAGCUUCGGUUUCACCCAAAACAGCUGUACAUUUCUGCCAAACAAGGGGAGCUGCAGAAGGUGCUAUUGAUGUUGGUGGAUGGGAUAGAUCCUAACUUUAAAAUGGAGAGCCAAAACAAACGCACACCGCUCCAUGUAGCAGCUGAAGCAGGUCAUCAGGAAGUCUGCCAUAUGCUGGUGCAGGCUGGUGCAAACCUUGACAUGUGUGAUGAGGACCAGCGGACUCCCCUGAUGGAGGCCUGUGAGAACAAUCAUCUUGACACAGUACGCUAUCUUCUGAGGGCUGGAGCCAUCGUCUCUCACAAGGAUGUUGAAGGUUCAACAUGUCUCCAUCUUGCUGCUAAGACUGGACAUUUUGGCAUUGUACAACAUUUGCUGUCUACAGGCCUUGUAGAUAUUAACUGCCAGGAUGAUGGAGGAUGGACAGCCAUGAUUUGGGCCACGGAGUACAAACAUGCAGACCAAGUAAAACUCUUGCUCUCCAAAGGGGCUAACAUCAACAUCCGAGACAAGGAGGAAAAUAUCUGUCUGCACUGGGCGGCAUUCUCUGGCUGUGUGGAGAUAGCUGAGAUUCUGCUGGGUGCGAAGUGUGAUCUGAACACCGUCAACAUCCACGGAGACUCACCGAUGCACAUAGCGUCAAGGGAGAGCCGGCUCGACUGUGUGAACUUGUUUCUGUCACGAGGUGCUGGCAUAAGCCUUAAGAACAAAGAGGGAGAGACGCCAAUGGAGUGCUGCAGCCAGAACUCGAAAGUUUGGACCGCCCUUCAAGCCAGUAAAAAGCAGAGAGAAGCUAACAGCAACCAGACUGGCCCUGUAGAGAAGCUUCUCAACAGGGACAUCGCCAGAGGCUACGAGAAAGUCCCCAUCCCGUGUGUGAAUGCGGUGGAUAGCGAACCCUGUCCUGACAACUACAAAUAUGUCCCUGAAAGCUGUGUGACAUCCCCAAUGAACAUUGACAAAAAUAUCACCCACUUGCAGUACUGCGUCUGUAAAGACGAUUGCUCCUCAGCUAGCUGCAUGUGUGGCCAACUCAGCCUGCGCUGCUGGUAUGAUAAAGAGAGCCGUCUGCUGCCCGAGUUCAGCAAUGAGGAGCCACCCCUUAUAUUCGAGUGCAACCACGCCUGCUCCUGCUGGAGAACCUGCAAAAACCGUGUGGUACAGAACGGACUGAGGAUAAGACUGCAGUUGUUCAGGACGCAGAUGAUGGGAUGGGGUGUCAAGACGUUACAGGAUAUCCCGCAAGGAACGUUUGUUUGCGAAUACGUGGGUGAAAUCAUCUCUGACGCUGAAGCAGAUGUCAGAGAGAAUGACUCCUAUCUUUUCAGUCUGGACAGCAAGGUGGGUGAUAUGUACUGCGUUGAUGCACGUUUCUACGGCAACAUCAGCCGCUUCAUAAACCAUCACUGUGAGCCGAAUCUGUUCCCCUGUCGGGUGUUCACCUCUCACCAGGACCUCAGAUUUCCUCACAUCGCGUUCUUCGCCUGCAAGAACAUCAGUGCUGGAGAUGAACUUUGGUUUGAUUACGGUGAUCACUUCUGGGAUGUAAAAGGGAAGCUGUUCAGAUGCCAGUGUGGCUCAUCCAAAUGCAAGCACUCAGCCACUGCCAUCGCCCAGAGGCAGGCAGAUAGUACGCCGGGAGACCAGCAGCCCAGCGCCUUGCCCGAUACCAGCUCGUCCACCCCAUCCAGCCCCAGCUAAACCCUCUGACAACCAUCUUUCUAGCAUAAAACAUCCGGUUCUCCUACUUUUACGGUCGCUUCCCAUCACCAGCUGGUACCUCUGCUAUCUCUAAUAAGACCAACCCGGGCCACUUGAUGCCACACCCACAGUGCCACGUUUAGCUCUGCUGAUCUGAAAGCCUGAUUGGUUGAAACAGUGUAAGGGUUUAAAGUCUUGAAGGUGAGAGGUGCACAAUUGGACUGUUUUUUCAGGGUGUUCAGUACGCACAUUUUGUAUAGGUUUUUUAUUGUCACCCCGCCCCUUUGGACCACGAUACAUCUUGUUCGACAUCAUGAAAAGAGCUCAAAGUGGAUUUUUUUUUUUCUCUCUCUUGAGAAUGAACCUGUUUGAGCCAAUUUAUGGACUUUGCAGCAGGUUUCCGUUGAGUACUACCUUGACUCGAACUUCUGCGCCAUUCGCGUACACACUUCUUGUCAUCUUUUAUGAACUUUAUUCUUCACAGUUUCGAACAAUCAAUUCCCAAAUGAGUUUCAAAUAAUGUUUGCAUCAGUUUGUUUUACUUUUCUUCUGAUUUUAGUUUUUGUACAUUCACAGAAUAUGCAGAAAAUUAUGUAAAGGUAUUCAAAGACCAACCUUUUUUUCCCAGUAGCCUUUUCUGAGUCAUUCAGUGGGCUGCAUUAACUUGAGAUGAGCUAUUGGCUAGCAAUCAUUGGAAAUAAGCGCCCGUCGAGCGUGUCCUCUGAUUGGUUCACAGACGCAGGACGUCAUGUCAGUGCUACCAAAAUCAUGAAAAGGCCAUUUUUGGCCUAUUUCCUCCCAGUAAUAAGCCCAGUUCUUAAGUAUAAAUGCGUUUUAAUGGCGAAUUGCCACUGGAAGUGCAAAUUAAUUUGGGACAAGUUUAAAAACAAGCCCUAUGGGUUAUUUCCUGCAUGUUACUGGCCUGGAUAGACACGGCUGUUGUUAAAUGCAAACUGUAAAAUAUUUCUGUACGUACUUUCGGUCACAAUGAUGGAACCUAUUAGCAUGCUUUUGAGACAUGUGCUUUAGGAAUAGGACUGGAACGUUUCACUCUGGUGGAGUGAAAAGUGGUGGGGUGUAGGAAAACGCAAAUGGUGCUGAAAAAGGUUUUUGUUAUGUUAAUUUUUUAUUACUCACCAAGUGAAUACAAGUUGUAAAAUAUGGUGAAGAAGCAAGUGUUUCAUUUUUUUUUUCCUUUUCAUUUGUAUUUUUAAAUUGGCAUCUGUUUUUUCUAACUGUAGUUUGACAUAGUUAGCCUGCAUCGAUUUUGUUCCAUAAGUUCAUGUUGAUAGUGAAACUAUUACAGUCUUUUUAAAUGUUGAUAAGUGUAGUCAUGUCCUUUGUGCAAAUCCAGACAUAGAGAUUCAAAACACUGCAAAAUGAGGGGGAACAACGAAAACGGUAACACAUUUCUGGACAGUGAAACGUGAUGCACAAUCUUACUGGUUGUGUUUUUCUUUUUCAAUAAAUUUACUACU